GUACAGAUAAUAUUUUUGAGAAUCAGCAGCUGCUCGGUUACAUAUAUGGGAAAUCGUAUCAAUUUGGGAACCUAAAAAAGAGUAUAAAAAGCUACUCGGACUUCCUCAGACACUGUGUGAUCACAUCAAGGUUUCUUGCUUGAGAUCAGAGGACUAGCGCUAUCAUGUUUGCGUGUAAGGUGGUUGUGAGCGUACUCGCUUUGCUGCUCUGUUCAGUCAGAGCUCAUGAUGAGCCAAAUUUCGAGGACCCGUUAGCUGAGCUUUCUGUGGGAGAGCUGAUCGAAAGAGCAAACACUAUCCUCCGUCGUGGCUCUGAUGAACCCACGCUGGUUGAAGGAGACAUCGCUGUGUCUGAGGACAAUGAGAGAAACGCUGAUCCCUGCACAUCUAGAGGCUGCAUGUGGCCAAAGUCUACUGAUGGAAAAGUCUACGUGCCCUAUGUCAUCGCCAACCAUUACUCAAGUAGUGAGCGUCAGGUUAUCCAGCGUGGUCUGGACUCCUUCGCCUCCUUCUCUUGCAUUCGCUUCACACCGCGUUCUAACCAGAGGGACUACCUCAGCAUUGAGUCGCGCAAUGGAUGCUACAGCUAUGUUGGACGUCGUGGCAACGCACAGACGGUGUCUCUGGCCCGCAGCGGUUGUGUCUACCACAAGACUGUCCAGCAUGAGCUUCUUCACGCCCUGGGCUUCAACCAUGAACAAACCCGCAGUGACCGAGACAGUUACAUCCGUGUUGCCUGGGAGAACAUUCAGAGUGGCAUGGAGCACAACUUCAACAAGAUUGCCACCUUGAACCAGGGAACUCCCUACGAUUACAACUCUGUCAUGCAGUACCACAGAACUGCUUUCUCUAAGAAUGGCCAACCCACCAUGAUCCCCACCCCAAACCCCAAUGUGUCCUUCGGCCAGGCCACUCAGAUGAGCCAAAAUGACAUUAAAAGGCUCACCACCCUCUACAAAUGUUAAACUGGAGUGUGCUGCAAUGAUCCAUUUCCUGGUGGUCUCUUUUAAGGGAAAUAUCAGAUGUCUGUAAUUAAUCAGUUAUAAUAAAACCAUUGGCUUGCUGA
Messenger RNA from Clarias gariepinus (North African catfish), 1066 nucleotides. Its product is annotated as low choriolytic enzyme-like. Gene Ontology annotation, molecular function: metalloendopeptidase activity; zinc ion binding. Gene Ontology annotation, biological process: proteolysis. NCBI's taxonomy places the organism in Eukaryota, Metazoa, Chordata, Actinopteri, Siluriformes, Clariidae. Bases 165 to 965 code for a protein of 266 amino acids. The record is from RefSeq and is a predicted model, not a curated record. The transcript is spliced from 10 exons.